Onthophagus taurus is the source of this 811-nucleotide messenger RNA. Lineage: Eukaryota; Metazoa; Arthropoda; Insecta; Coleoptera; Scarabaeidae. The record is from RefSeq and is a predicted model, not a curated record.
GGAAUUGGUAAACAUAAUCAAGACCAAUGUUUACAUUAACCUAUCGUUAUGUUCUAAGAUUAUCUAGUAUACGUGAAUAAAUAUUUUCAAAAACUCCUCAAAUAUUAGUCUAAAAAUGAAUUCUAAAGUUCAAAAUAUUAAGAAAGGUGAUAGUUUCUUCGUGGAUUUAUUAGAACACAUAACAACAGUUUCUCAUGUACUUUUAUUAUCUGUUACAAUUUUUGUGAUUUACCUUUGUGCUCAACAAGAAUCAUUUAAUUUAACAACAUGGCACGUUUUUCUUUAUAUUCUCGGGUGGGCAUUUAUAAGUACGGAAGGAAUGAUGAUUAUAGCUAAAGAAAAUAUUUUCGGAAAACAUUUAGUGGCAAAGUGGAGACAACAUGUUCAUUGGUUAAUAUUUAUUGUAGCCUGUGGGUUAACAAUCGGAGGAUUUGCAACGAUAGUGUACAGUAAGCAGGGAAGAAAACAUUUUACAAGCGAGCAUGGUAAAACAGGAUUUGCUUCAUUGAUUUUAACGGGGAUCGCUUGUAUCAAUGGAAUGCCUACAUUGUUUACAACGCAAUUGCGGCGUUUCGUAUCCCCUAAUAUUCUGAAAGUGUUUCAUGCUUUGGUAGGAUUGGGAGCCGUUGCUGUUGGUUUAGGGGCAACUAUAACUGGUUAUAAAAUUGGUUGGUUUACCAGAAAAGUUUCUAGUAUGCAAGCCGAUUUAUGUAUAUGGAUUACAAUCGUUUGUACUAUUUGGGGAUGUCUUAAACCAUUGCUAAAUAUAUUCGUUCGAAGUAAAAAUAUUGUUAAAUCUUGUACUAGUUAA